This is a messenger RNA of Eutrema salsugineum, 2439 nucleotides long. RefSeq lists its product as uncharacterized. The record is from RefSeq and is a predicted model, not a curated record. NCBI's taxonomy places the organism in Eukaryota, Viridiplantae, Streptophyta, Magnoliopsida, Brassicales, Brassicaceae. The transcript is spliced from 6 exons. Bases 1 to 2439 code for a protein of 812 amino acids.
AUGUAUCAGAGCCAGAAGACUGCAGCGGCAAUGAGAUGGCAUGCUGAAAACCAUGCAAAGGAGGGCGAAAUGUGUCAUCCCUGUGAUGCUGCAGAGUGGAAAUAUUUUCAAAAUCUACAUCCCCAAUUUGCUGAAGAACCCCGUAACGUGUAUCUUGGGUUAUGUACAGAUGGAUUCAAUCCAUUUGGCAUGUCUCGUAAUCAUUCAUUAUGGCCUGUGAUCUUGACUCCUUAUAAUUUACCCCCUGGUAUGUGCAUGAAGACUGAGUACUUGUUCCUCACAAUACUGAAUUCUGGGCCAAAUCAUCCGCGUGCUAGUCUCAAUAUCUUCCUCCGACCUCUUAUCGAGGAGUUAAAAGAAUUAUGGUCAACUGGAAUCGAUGCAUACGAUGUAUCUUUGCAGCAGAAUUUCAAACUAAAGGCUGUGCUGAUGUGGACGAUAAGCGACUUUCCGGCGUAUGGCAUGUUGUCAGGAUGGACGACCCAUGGUAGAUUGGCUUGUCCAAUUUGUAUGGACGAUACAAAGGCAUUUUAUCUGCCUAAUGGAAGGAAGACGUGUUGGUUUGAUUGUUAUAGGAGGUUUCUCCCUCAUGGUCAUCCAUUACGAAAGAAUAUAAAAGACUUUUUGAAGGGUAGACACGCUAUAAAUGAGUCACCACCACAGUCUUUGACAGGUGAACAAGUUUAUAGUGAGCGAAUAGAAACUGUCAAUCCUGCAAAAACGUCUGAUUGCGGUGGAAACGGUCAUGAAAAAAAGAUGCCCGGAUAUGGGAAGUGGCAUAACUGGCACAAAGAAAGUAUAUUUUGGGAGUUGCCUUAUUGGAGGGACCUCAAUCUCCGACAUAAUCUUGAUGUGAUGCAUAUAGAGAAGAAUUUCUUUGAUAACAUCAUGAAUACUCUAAUGAGUGUUGCGGGUAAAUCAAAAGACAAUAUCAAGUCAAGGUUGGAUAUAGAACGAUUUUGUGAUCGGGCACACUUACAUCUUGCUGAAAAUGGUCAAGCUCCUUUUCCAGUAUACACAUUGGAAGAAGCUGAUAGAAGAAGAUUAUUGGAAUGUGUGAAAGGGGUACAAUUUCCUGACGGUUAUGCGUCAGACUUAGCUGCUUGUGUUGAUAUAGAAAGAGGAAAGCUUUCCGGCAUGAAGAGUCAUGACUGCCAUGUUUUUAUGGAACGGCUACUUCCAUUUAUCUUUUCAGAACUCUUGGACCGUAAUGUCCACCUAGCAUUAUCAGGUAUUGGAGGAUUCAUUCGUGACUUAUGUUCAAGAACUUUGCAAAAAAACAGGGUCCAAAUCUUAAAACAAAACAUAGUCCUAAUCUUAUGCAAUUUGGAGAAGAUUUUUCCACCAUCAUUUUUCGACGUAAUGGAGCACUUGCCUAUACAUCUUCCUUAUGAAGCUGAAUUAGGAGGCCCCGUGCAGUUAACAAGAUUUGACGAAGGUGAAGUCCCUAUAUAUGAUGUCCCCGGAGUUCCUGAUAUAUUUACUCACGUAGGUCGGCCAAGUGGGCAAAUGCAUGAAAUAUGGCUUUCAGAAAAAGAUCACAAAAUUGCACAUGCAUAUGUUUUACGAAAUUGCGAUUACUUUCAACCCUUUGAGAGUAUCAUUACUUACAACCCUUUAUACAAGAUGUUUGAGGAUUAUAUUUGCACAAAAUAUCCACAACUCUCUGAUAAAGAAGUCGCUAAAGAAAGAGCUGACGAAUAUCCUUCAUGGGUGAAGAAUUAUGUUACUUACUGGAAUGCCACAAAUCCUUUUCCUAUUUGGCUUCAGGAUAUAGUUCACGGACCAGUCAAUAAAGCCAAAACCUGGCCUAUUUACUUUACGAGAGGAUAUUUGUUUCAUACACAGAACCAUGGCAGAGGACGGAAGACAUGUAACUUUGGAGUGUGUGUUAAAGGAGAAAACUACACCGAUGCAUCUGAUGAAGCUGAUUUUUACGGGAUCUUAACUGAUAUCAUACAACUAGAGUAUGAGGGGAUGGCAAAUUUGAAAAUCACACUUUUCAAGUGUGAGUGGUAUGACCCUUUAAUUGGUAGAGGCACUCGAAGGAGCAAUGGUGGUGUCGUUGACGUUCUUUCAUCAAGAAAGUACAACAAAUAUGAACCAUUUAUUCUAGCCUCCCAAGCAGAUCAAAUAUGUUAUAUUCCAUAUCCAACCCGAAAAAAACCAAAGCAGAUGUGGCUAAACGUCUUACAAGUGAAUCCAAGAGGGAAUAUAUCAGGAAAUUAUGAAGAUAAAGAACCAACUCUCUUGCAACAAGAGAGUGAUGAUGCUGUUAUGCUGACCACAAUUGAAGAUAUCAUUGUUGAAAAUCGAGUACACAGAGUAAACCCGCUAAAUCUCGAUUUUGAUGUCGGAGAUGCAGAACCAGAAGAUGAAUUUAUGUGUAAUUUAUCAUCAUCUGAUGAUGAAGAUGAAGACGAAGAGAAUCCUUAUUAA